GUCUGACAGGGAGCGGCAAAGGAUCCUUUCGCUUGUCAAAUACACACGUUCAACCUCGACACAGCUGUUUCCAUGAUGACCAGCUGAUCCAGCUUGAAGACUUCCACAUUUCGUGGCUGGUACCAUCCCAUUUUCUAGAUCCCACUUCUCUCAUAGGGCAACUGGAUUUUGACUUUGUUUCACUGACGGGCUCUCACGCGUUCAGCUUUUUCAACAAAGGUCUCUUCUCUCCUUUUGAAACAGCCUGCUUUAACUUAUUAGGCUACAGGCCUUCUUAAAAUUUCUCCACUGGCCCAACAUGGACAAUGUGGAUUCAGACAAGAUGCAGAUCGGAGAAAACAAAUUUGUAAGCAAGAGGACUAUUGUCUCGCACCUUAAAACCUACAAUAUUUACUAUGAAGGACAAGCUCUCCAGCUGAGACACAGAGAGGAGGAGGGUGAGCUGAUCAUUGAGGGUUUGCUCAAUGUAUUUUGGGGCGUGCGGCGGCCAAUCAGACUGCAAAUGCAAGACGAGAAGGAGCCAGAGAGCCCACGCUCCUUACUAACGUCACUGAGUGCAGAAACGGACAUCAGCACAGACAUAAAUAGUGAAACAAACCAGGCCUCUAUAUCCAUUGAGGUCACUGCAGCAGACAACCAAUCAAAUGACAGCUCGGGUGAAGAAAAAGAAGAGGAAGGUAAUGGAGAUCAGGAGGUGUCACAGUCCGAGCGUCUCCUCAGGACCAGAAGUGAUGUCGGUGGGAGAAGAAUUGGUGGUCGGAGACUUGGAAUCAGGAGAGUCAACAGACACAGAUGCUCCUUUAAUGGCCACUUCUACAACCACAAGACGGCAGUUUUCACCCCAGCCUUUGGUUCUGUGACCAAUGUUCGUGUCAACAGUUGUAUGACAACAGCACAGGUGUUGCGGGUGUUAUUCAACAAGUUCAAGAUUGAGAACAACCCAGACCAAUUUAACCUCUAUCUUGUCCACACUAGUGGAGAGAGACAUCAACUAAAACCGAAUGACCAUCCAUUGGCAGUCAGAAUUUUGCAAGGCCCUUGUGAACAGGUCAGCAAAAUCUUCCUAAUGGAAACGAACCAGGUGGAAGAGGUUACCUAUGAUGUGGCACAAUACAUCAAGUUUGAGCUUCCUGUGCUACAAAGCUUCAUCACAAAACUGCAUGAGGAAGAGGAAAGAGAGAUGCAGAAACUGAAGAAGAGGUUCAUUGAUUUGCGUCAGAUCAUCAAGAGAUACAUGCAGUAUUUAGCUGAUAAGAGUUCAUGAAGCUGAUACUGUCCAAGCAUGUCACUCCAAAUUUGAAGCACCAACAGCAACUAAAUGGUGCUCGCGCUCUUAUUUUGUAUUGUAACAUGUUUUCAGUUUCUUAGUACCUCAGUAUUCAAAGAUGCCAAUGGCUUCUUCUAGAUAAGCUUCACUGGAUAAAAUUUAGAAAACCACAACAAACUGGGUCAAACAAAGAGCCUCCAUAAGUGUGAUUUUUUUUUUUUUUUUUUUUUUUUUAAACCUGGUUAAAUGUAGAGCCCAAAUUAUGUGAAUAAAUAUUUUAAAUGAAGAGAAAUACUUUGUAAAUCUAGAAUGUAUUUGUCUUAUUUUAUUGCAGACUAUUUGUAAUGUUUAUUGGUAAUAAAAUGUAUUAUUUCUCAAAUUUGUUAAAGUAUUUAACAGGUGUCUGUGCAAAGACGUUUGCCUUUGAUAAUAAAAACAUUCUGAAACUUUUUUUGCACAUU
Molecule: messenger RNA, 1728 nt
Organism: Xyrauchen texanus (razorback sucker)
Lineage: Eukaryota; Metazoa; Chordata; Actinopteri; Cypriniformes; Catostomidae
Product: ras association domain-containing protein 2-like
Exons: 10
Coding region: 299-1264 (321 amino acids)
Biological process (GO): signal transduction; positive regulation of JNK cascade; regulation of non-canonical NF-kappaB signal transduction
Cellular component (GO): cytoplasm; nucleus
Source: RefSeq, a predicted model, not a curated record